Molecule: messenger RNA, 4355 nt
Organism: Lutra lutra (Eurasian river otter)
Lineage: Eukaryota; Metazoa; Chordata; Mammalia; Carnivora; Mustelidae
Gene: MIPOL1
Product: mirror-image polydactyly 1
Exons: 14
Coding region: 915-2231 (438 amino acids)
Source: RefSeq, a predicted model, not a curated record
UUACAAGAGCUUUUGCAGUUGUGCAAAAAGGAAGCUGUGACUUCCUAGAUAUUGAACAAGAAAUUAGAACUCUAAGCCUAACGUUUAUUUUACUAUUUAAAGAUUCUGUCCUAGUAAUUGUAUUUUGCAGCCUAGAAGUCUUUAACAUCCCAAUUUAAAAAAGCAAAAUGCACAGUUUGCAUGCAGCACUGUGUCCACUGAGAAAGAUUAGGUAGUAUAAUUUUAGCAAAUGGAGUAAGCAUUUACUAAUUAUACAAUGUGUGAAUUGCUCUUAAGUGUUCAAAACACCAGAGUACAACUGUUGUUAUUGAAAUAUUUUGAUUCUCAUAUGUGUGCCUCUAUUUGUUAAUGUCUUAGUACAAAUUAUUAAAUAGCUUUUUGAUAUAAUCUGUUAGUAAUCAUUAUGAUGCCUAAUGAAUUAAUUAAGAGUUUAUGUGGUUACUUUUACUUUAUUUUAGAAAGACAUUUUCUGAUAGCUGUUAUUUCAUUUGAUUUCAAGUGGCUGCUCAUACCAGUUGUCAUUGUAGAUUGAUUUAACUUGCUCUUAUACUUUUUACCUUUGAUAUGCCAAGAACUUCAAUUGGUUGUGUGGAAAUACAAGCCUUUGUGUGAAGCAGUAGUCUCCCCACCUCAACUCUUAGGUCCUUUUUUUAGAGUAACCGCUGGUAAUAAUUUCCUAUGUGUUUGCUAUGCCCAUUCAAGCAUGUAUGCAUAUCUAAUCCAAAAGUAAAUGAGGAACUUAGAAAAAGAUUGCCAACUCCAGAUCAACAUAUUUAGAGAAAAUUGGAAAAGGAGAAGCUUACUACAGCUUUAUUUGAGGACUUUUUAAAAGAACGCAGAGUUCUAGCUGUGAGCUUCAAAUCUUGGAGCAAAAACCAGAGACAGUGCCAGAGCAAACAAGAACAGAAGUACAAAUGGAGGACUGGUCAGAAGAGAUAGCCCAUAGUUAUCUUGAACAAAAGACUGCAGGGAGAAAUAAAAGUACAGAGUCAGAUGAACUACCAACUGUGAAUUCCAAGGAAGGCAUGCAUCAGAAAUCCAAUGAAUUAGUCAAUGAAGACACCCAUGAGGACAUAGAACUGCCAGGGCAGAGAUCAAGGAAUUUCCCUUAUCCAGGUGAUGAGACAGCUGACUGCACUACUAAAAAAUCCAACAUUAUGGAACAUAGAGAAAAUGAUUUGCACUGUGAAUGUAUGAUCCCUUGUCAAGUUACUUCAGACUUAGAUAAAGAGAAGAAAAUAGCAUUUCUUCUAAAAGAAUUGGACAUUCUCAGAGCAAGCAAUAAAAAGCUUCAAGAAAAAUUGACUAAAGAAGAUAAGGAACAGAGAAAACUAAAGCUUAAGCUGGAACUCCAGGAGAAAGCAACAGAAGCUCAUAUUGCUGAAAAGACAGCAGCUCUGGUCGAAGAAGUGUAUUUUGCACAGAAGGAACGUGAUGAAGCUAUUAUGUCUCGACUGCGGUUAGCCAAUGAGGAGAGAGAUGAAGCAAUUGCUCGAGCCAAACUUAUGGAAAUGUCUCUGAAAGUGCUAGAAAAUAUUAACCCUGAAGAAAAUGACAUGACAUUACAGGAAUUACUGAACAGAAUAAACAAUGCAGACACAGGAAUAGCUAUUCAGAAGAAUGGAGCUGUAAUUGUGGAUAGAAUCUACAAGACCAAGGAAUGUAAAAAGAGAAUAACUGCAGAAGAAAUGAACGCAGUGAUAGAAGAGCGGGAUGCUGCUUUGUCUCAGUGCAAACGGCUAGAGCAGGAGCUUCAUCAUCUGAAAGAGCAGAACCAGACUUCAGCAAACAACAUGAGACAUCUGACUGCUGAAAACAAUCAAGAACGUGCUCUGAAGGCAAAGUUGUUGGCUAUGCAACAAGCCAGAGAGACUGCGAUUCAGCAGUACAGAAAGCUGGAAGAAGAAAUCCAGACACUUCGAGUUUACUACAGUUUACACAAAUCUUUAUCCCAAGAAGAAAAUCUGAAGGAUCAGUUUAACCAUACCCUUAGCACUUACGAAGAAGCUUUAAAAAGUAGAGAGAACAUAGUGUCCAUCACUCAACAAGAGAAUGAGGAACUGGCUACCCAACUGCAGCAAGCUCUGACAGAUCGAGCAAACAUGGAAUUAGAGCUUCAGCACGCCAUGGAGGCCUCCCAAGCGGCCAAUGACAAAGUGCAGAAGUUGGAAAGGCUGGUGGACGUCCUGAGGAAGAAGGUUGGAACAGGGACCAUGAGGACAGUGAUCUGACUGAAAAAACGACAGUCUGGGGAAGCAAUCACAUCUGGUGACCAGGCUGCUUCAUUCAACACUGUGUAAACACUAAAGCCUUAACUUAGCAAACAGUUGUUAGAAGUGGGACACUCCAACCACAUUCCAAGCUGAGAUAAAAUCAAAUCACAAAUGUUUAACCACUUUGCUGCUGACUUGAGUUAUUUAUCCAAAUGUAUUAACUACAGACUUUUACCAGUGAGUAGCUAUAAAGUUGCAGCUUAUUUUGUAACUAUUUUAUAUCUCACUGUAUUGAAUAUAAAUCUUUUUACGGAGAAACCAUUAUAGGUCAUAUCUUCGCAUACGGCCCUUUCUGAAUCAAAAUGCAGCAAAGUAAAUAUUGUCUAAACCUUAAUCCACUGUGUUAGGUCAAAACUUCAAAUACAUGCAUUUUUCAAUAUAGAAUUUAUUUCUUAAGUGAUGAGAGCUCAGACGUGAGAGUGUAUAGUCUUCCUCCAAUGCAUUCACAUAAUCUUUGUCAGUAUUAAAGAAUAUUAAGUCUAAAUACCAGGAAUCAAAUGUAUACUUCGCUCUAAUAAGAGUUUGAUAUUUUAAAAUUACAUUAAUCAAGGCAUGAUUUUUGUUUCACUACAAAUAAUGCAAACUGUUUUCAAUAAAAAAGAGGAACUUGUUCAUGCGUACUUUUAGAUUCAUAUUGUCAACACUUUUUAAUGUUGUGACUGAGUAACUGAACUCUAUUUAAGCUAUAGAAAUGGCCAAGUCUGUCUCGUGGGCUGGGACACCUUUGGCUUGAAAAUUAACAUGUGCUAGCAUGACUCUGAAAGGCAAGAAGUCAUCAAACAUGUUAAGUAUUAUUUUUUGUUAUCUUUAUCUGGAUUAUCACUUGAAUUUUUGUUGGGAGGGAGGGGAACCCAAUAUUCAAUAAAACUAUAAUGUAAAAAUAUAAGGAUGUGGAAAAAAGAAAACUGGCCAUUUGGUUACCUACUGUUUUAUUUAAAAGAUAAUUUGAAAUAGUUAUGGCAUAGCAGUCACUUCUAAUCAUAUGAAAUUAUGAGUAAAACUAAGAUUUAUAUAUUUGGCUAUAGGAAAAAUUUCUUCUUUUUUUUUUAGACUGAAUAGGUGAGAGGCCAGUAGAAGAUGACUAUGCCUGGAACAGGAUGAAAUAGGCAAGUAGAGAUUGAAUUAGUGAAAAUUUUGUAGGAAAGUGUAAAUUUUUCUAAGUCCAUACAGUAUUUUAAUUGAAUUUUGAGAUGGAGCUAAGUUAUCUACCAUUGCUUGUUUUCGGGACAAAAACAGGACAGUUUAUUGUUCUGUUUAUUCUUUCAUACACGAAUGGAGAUUAUUCGUGUGUUAUUGUUUUUUUUUUUUAACUCUGCAGGAAAAUGUACAGUGCUUUAUCACAGAGUGACAAAAGAAUCAUGAUGUUAACAAACUCAACUUCUUCCUCAUUAAAUUUAUUAAAUUAACUGGCAGUUAGAACCCCGUUGAGUUCAAAUUUAGAAUUUACUCAUGCUGCCUGCUUUUAAUUUUUCUUUAAACUAUUAGAAUUAGAAAAUAAGCAACAACAGGGGUUAGAAAUAAGCUAACUGGAUUUCCUCUACUGCCCUAAAGAGAAUUAUAGUCUUUCAUGGGCCCGUGACUAUAUAAAUAGAGAAACCUGAAAUAAUUUGGUCCCUGGGCUCUAAUCGAAACACGUGGCAGCUCCCUAUGUGUAGGAACAGUGCCUUUCAAGUCACACAGGUAAGUAAAGAGGAACAGUUCCUGUCACAAAAUAGUCCAUUCCUGAAUCCUCUUCAAAUAAAUCACAAGUAAACUUGAAUUUUCAGUUCAGUCCUGAAGAAGAAACCGAUGUCUCUUGCGUUUUUCUGCUUGGGGUUUUAUAAAACACACUGUAAACAUAAAGACAUUUUACAGUUUUCAUACAUCUCUUUCCGUCCCUAACUGAUCAGAUUAGGGCAACCAGUUCCUGUAAUUAAUAUCCAGAACUUUUAAAGAAUUGGAUAUUUUGAAGCUGAAUUUAUAAAACAAUUGUAACAUUUACUAUUGUGAAUACAGGUAAUCUCCAUCAAAACAUCACAUCCCCUUGAAAAUGACUUCUGUACAAAACUGCAGAUGCCAAGUAUUACAGCCAGAUAUUAUCAA